AUGCGACGUAACGCGGCUGCUAGGGAAGGUGCGACCGGUCUCUUUCAUUACAGUCCGGCAGACGGCACAACAGACCACACGUCGCGCCCACGACCUCGAACGCGCCCUGUGAAGACACCGCACACGACGGACACAGGCGGCGUUGCAGCCGCACACCGCGACACGCUUCGAUCGACGAUCCGAGCACGAGUCCUUCUUCAAGGACCAGUCAUGCCGCCGGCCAAGAAGCUCAGGAGCGGCGCGGCCUCCAAGGCCAAGGCCGGUAGCAAAGCGACAGCACCGCUAGCAGCCGCGGUGCCCGACGGCGAGUCGGCAUUUGCGCGGUUGGCCAAGCUGCACUGGCUCAAGGGCGGCAAAUUGCCGGCCAAGGUCAAGGUCAAAAACGACGUGAUCAAGGACGGCCUCUGGGCCCCUCUUGAGAAGGAUGGCUUUCCGUUCCGUGCACUGUUGUCACUAGAGACGCUGCAGACAUUGGAGGGAUACUUGUGGCCUGGCUACACCGAGGAUGCCUCUGACCAGCACGUCCUGCUCAUUGUGCUCAUCACCAACGCCAAGAAGCGUGAACAUCUCGACACAUGGGGCGUCUUUACGGACCGCCCGCUGGACUUUGCGUCGUUUUUCCGGCGGACGCUCACUAUGAGCCUCGACACGAGCCUCUCGCUCGCCAUCCGCUCGCAAAUUCUGUACUUUGUGAUCCAUGCCUUCCAGAGCCUCGACUGCGCCAUUGUCCGUAAAGAGUGCGCGCCUCUCGUGUCCAUCUCAACGUGGCACAACAUUUCCAAUGACGCACGCCGCGACGAGCUGCUCGACCAGACGAACCACCUGCGCAAGGCUUGGCGUGCAGCCGCCAAGCGGUUUGACGCUGGCGACGCGGCCACCCAGGCCCGGCUGCGCUUCGACCGUUCGUGGCUGUACUCACUCGUGCUCGACUUCAUCGGCGUGCUGUUUGACGAGACGGGUGCGCAAGACGCCGUGCGCUACUGCGAGCGCUUUGUCGAGUUUUUGUCGGAUCUGCAGAGCCAGCUACCCACGCGUCGCUACGUCAAUGCGCUCCUACAGGACUUGCACGUGCUGCCUGCGCUCGCCGUGUCGCCCGUCGUCCACGACGAGGCAAAUGGUCUCUUGCGCGACAUGGCAUCGCUGCUCACCCAUUACACGUACUUUAGCGUCGACGACCAGACAGGCGCGCAGCUCAGCGAGACCGAGGCGUACGACAAGCACUGUGGGCGCCUUGCCGCCCUGCAGCGCGUCGCGCUCAAGCACUUCAAGGACAAGCUGACCGUGCUGGCGCUUUCCAACUACGGCUCCAUCGAUAAGCGCGACGAGCUGGCGGGGCUGCUGGCGUCGCUGACCGACAGUGAGAUUGUGCAGCUUGCAGACCUACUGCACUUGCGCACCGCGUACCCGCCUUCGUGCAAGGUGCAGAUCGGGCGUACGUUCUUGGUAGAGGCGCUGCUCGGCACGUUUGAGAAGCGCCCGACGUUCCAGGACGAGGCACGCAACCUGUCCAUUUUGCCGACCGAACAGACCCUCUUCGACACGGGCCUGACGCGGUCCGACAGCUACGACGGGUCGCGACCGCUUGCACUGCCCAAGCUCAACCUGCAGUACCUGUCGGUGGGCGACUUCCUUUGGCGCUCGCUCGUACUCUACCGGUGCGAGUCCUUUUAUAGCAUUCGCCAAGAUAUCGAGGCAGCGUUGUUACGGGUCGAGUCUCUGCCAGGAAACGCGGGCGAGACACGUUUCACACGCAUCGGCAAGAUGGUCAUGCCCAUUCAGAAGUUAUCAAUUGCACAAGUUGUACCGCCUCUCGUGGGUGACGACCAGCCAUCGCUGGUCAAGGCCGAGGUUGCCAUCGACUUCCGGGGCGUCAAGGACUUUAUGCGACGCGAGUGGGAGGCGCUGCGGCCGGACGACACUGUCUUCUUGAUCGCCGUAAACACCAACCAGGCUAGGAAUGCGGCUAUUACUAACAAUCGUAACGGCGCUUCACUGACUGCGCAACAACUCGGAAUCACGUCCAUUCGCACAGCCGAGGUCAUGUAUCCGAUGGAGCCUGAAAACACCCGUGGCCAGGGCUUCCAGCGCCGUGGACGAGGCGCGCGCGGCGGGAGUGGAGGCGGCGGCGGUCGUGCUGGAUAUGGGCAUCGCAGUUUCGUCAGAAAGCUGCAGGUGCGCCUCGACGCCGCUUCGUUUGUAGAGGACACGAGCCAGUCGUCGGACGGCGCACCCGAUGUGUAUGACAGCUUCAACCUGAUUAUCCGGAGGCACGGGCGCGAGAACAACUUCAAGCCCGUGCUCGACUCGAUCCGCAGUCUCGUGCUGUCCGACGUGCCACUGGCGCCCUGGCUGCACGAGGUGUUCCUGGGCUACGGCGACCCGGCUGCCGCAACCUACAAGCACCUGCCGAACCGGAUCAAGAAGGUCGACUUCCGCGACACGUUCCUCGACUGGCAUCACCUGAUUGAAAGCUUGCCGGGCAAGACAGUCGAGCCGAGCGACGACGUGACUAGCAGUUUUGGUCCGCCGUACGUGCUGGGCCUGGCCGACAAGCCACCAGCCGCCGAGGUGCUGGCGCCCGCCAAGCCCCCGUCCAAGAAGCGGCGGCGCGACGCCGAACCAGCGUUGAUUGCUGACGUGGAAAUGCUAAAGGUGUCAACGUACACGCCGCCCAACAAUGGGCCGUACCCCGUCGAUGCGCCCAAGCUCAACUCGGUGCGGUUCACGCCAGCACAGACCGAGGCCAUCAUGUCGGGCGUGCAGCCCGGGCUGACAGUGAUUGUCGGUCCGCCUGGCACGGGCAAGACAGAUGUGGCCACGCAGAUCAUCAACACCCUCUACCACAACUUCCCCGAGCAGCGCACACUGCUGGUUGCACACAGCAAUCAGGCACUGAACCAGCUGUUUGCCAAAAUCGCGGCCCUCGACAUUGACCAGCGGCACCUGCUACGGCUUGGCCACGGUGAAGAGGAGCUAAGCAUUGAGGGCGCCAGCUUCAGCAAGUACGGCCGUGUCGAGAUGUUUUUGGAGAACCGCAACCAGUACUUGCAGGAAGUGACGCGGCUGGCGGCAAGCAUUGGUGCGCCGGGCGCGCAUGGCAACUCGGCCGAGACGGCUGGCUACUUCAACGCGGUGUACAUUGAGCCGGCAUGGUCCAAAUUCAACGACGUGGCCGUGCACACAGACGGCGCGUCGGCGGCCGACAUUGUGCAGGCAUUCCCGUUCCACAACUACUUUGCGGAUGCGCCGCAACCGCUGUUCCCCGAGGACGCCGACCGCGAUGCCGUACUGGACAUCGCCAACGGCUGCUAUCGGCACAUUUCUAAGGUGUUUACGGAGCUGGCAGACGUGCAGCCGUUUGAGAUUUUGCGACGCGACCGUGACAAGGCCAACUACCUGCUCACCAAGGAAGCGCGCAUUGUGGCGAUGACGUCGACGCACGCAGCGAUGCGGCGUGGCGAGAUUGCGGCGCUCGGGUUCCAUUACGACAACGUCGUGGUGGAGGAGGCGGCGCAGAUCACAGAAAUUGAAGACUUUAUCCCCUUGGCGCUGCAAAAGGUCAACGCGACGUCCGGCGAGGUGCCGCUGCAGCGCGUGGUGCUGUGCGGCGACCAUCUCCAGAACUCGCCCAUCGUGCAGAACCUGGCCUUCCGGCACUAUGCCAACCUCGAGCAGUCGCUGUUCUCGCGGCUCGUGCGCCUCGGCGUGCCCACAAUUAACCUGGACCAGCAGGGCCGCGCGCGCCCGUCGAUUGCCGACCUGUACCGGUGGCGCUACCCGGGGCUCGUGGACCUGCCGCACGUGCAGACGGAUCCGGCCUUUUUGACGGCCAACGCGGGCUUCCGCUACGACUACCAGUUUAUCAACGUGCCCGACUACCGCGGGCGUGGCGAGUCGGAGCCGUCGCCGCACUUUAUCCAGAAUCUGGGCGAGGCCGAGUACGCGGUGGCGCUGUUCCAGUACAUGCGACUGCUGGGCUACCCGGCCAGCAAGAUCACGAUUUUGACGACGUAUGCCGGCCAGCGGGCGCUGAUUCGCGACGUGCUCGAGUUCCGGUGCCGCAAGAGCCCCAUUUUCGGCAUGCCCAAGAUUCUGACUACGGUCGACCGCUACCAAGGCGAGCAGAACGAUUACAUCAUCUUGUCCCUCACCCGUACAUCCCGCGUGGGCUACCUGCGCGACAUCCGCCGCCUGUCUGUGGCGCUGUCGCGUGCGCGCCUGGGUCUGUACAUUCUCGGCCGCCGCGAGGUCUUUGAGACCUGCCCCGAAUUGCGCGAGGCGUUCCAGAUCCUGCUGCAGCGACCCGACAAACUUGCGCUUGUCACGGGCGAGCUAUGGCCGUCGAAGCGCGUCAUUGCCGACGAGAACAAAGCAGCUGCCGGCGGUACGCUGGCCAACGAGGUCACCAUGGAAGGACUAGAGCACCUAGGGCAGUACGUCUUUGAGAUGACCCAGACAAGGUUGCAGCAGAUGCAGGCGGAAGCAGCCAAGACGGCGGCGGCAAAUUCUACAGACGGCGAUGCGCACGGCCAGGGCCCUGAAGGAUUUGACCUGCUGCCAGCGCCAGCCCGGGAGGACGACGGCGAGGAUAUUGUGGCGCUGCCCGGUAGAGACGACGACGACGACGACGACGAUCCGCGCGGUGAAGAAGCCGGCGAUGACGACGGGCCGGAUCCAGAGAGUGGACACGACAAGAAAUGA
This is a messenger RNA of Sporothrix brasiliensis 5110, 4701 nucleotides long. RefSeq names its product intron-binding protein aquarius. Gene Ontology annotation, cellular component: catalytic step 2 spliceosome. Bases 1 to 4701 code for a protein of 1566 amino acids. The transcript has 5 exons. Gene Ontology annotation, biological process: mRNA splicing, via spliceosome. The record is from RefSeq and is a predicted model, not a curated record. Gene Ontology annotation, molecular function: mRNA binding; helicase activity. Lineage: Eukaryota; Fungi; Ascomycota; Sordariomycetes; Ophiostomatales; Ophiostomataceae.